This is a messenger RNA of Amphimedon queenslandica, 1678 nucleotides long. RefSeq names its product heparan sulfate glucosamine 3-O-sulfotransferase 6-like. The record is from RefSeq and is a predicted model, not a curated record. Bases 346 to 1533 code for a protein of 395 amino acids. The transcript has a single exon. Lineage: Eukaryota; Metazoa; Porifera; Demospongiae; Haplosclerida; Niphatidae. Gene Ontology annotation, molecular function: [heparan sulfate]-glucosamine 3-sulfotransferase activity.
UGGGUUUUACCAUUACUACUACUACUACAACAACAAUUCCUAGACCUACACCUAGACGUUUGAUUUACCUUAACAAUAUUGUACAACUUGCUGGACAAGCCAAGACAUAAGUUGUGUCACACGCCAAUGAUAAUUCAAUAUCACCAUAAUACCUUCACCAGUUUACUGUUCACCAAUCACCAAUGACCAUCAUUUGAUUUAUUCAUUGCAAAUGCUAGUUCUGUAUUAUUACGUCAUAUGUCAUAUAUAUAAUCGGUCGUCGUAUACGGACAUAUCCGUUGUUAUCUUUUAUUGACCACGCCCUAUAUAGCAUUCUUUGUUGUCCGUCAAAAAAGUGUGAACAAGAUGAAGCUACUUCACAGCCCUAGCAUAAGAAAGGUGGUCGGUAUAGCCGUCCUUCUCUUUAUUCUAGAGCUGAACAUGAUAGCCCUCUACACUUACACCAUGGUGGAUCACCCGCACUCUGACGAGACUCAGUCAAAGCCUACGGACUCCAUAGUGCGUGUUAAGAGGAUAGUGAAUGUUGUGACUGGAUUGCUCCCUGGAUCUGACUCACAGGGCGAGUUAUUGACUGAUAGUGGUAGUGGUGAUGGGUCUCCUGUCCCUGGGGAAAAAUUUAAACCGAAUUUUAACGUAACUAAGAAACCGUCAAAAAAGCCACACCGUCCAGCCAAUCAAAAGGCAAAACCAAAGGACACGACCGCUAAACCACGUCCGAAAGCUCGCCCGAAUUCUGUUUUUCCCUCUCAACUACCUCCGGUACUAGUGGUAGGCGUGAAAUGUUCGGGUGUAUCGAUUUUGACACAAUUGAUGAAGCUCCACCCACAGAUAGUACUGACGAAUGGAACAUAUCAGAGAAUAAUGACAAAUACAUACGAUGAUAGUAGUAAGAUCAGCAGGAGGAAAGGUCAGGUAGUGGUAGAUGUAUCGACUGAUUUAUACACUAGCAAGGAUGCUCCAUCUUUGCUCAAAAGACAUUUACCAAAACUUAAAAUCAUCGUAAUAUAUCGUGACCCUCUUGACCGAUGUCUUUCCUGCUAUCACAGAGCGUAUGCUCAACUUGAUGGAUCCGGUGCUAGAUCCUUUGAUGAUUUUGUUCUAAACUCAAAAGGAAAAGUAAAUAUGCAGUCAGAGCUAGUAAUGGAGAGCACAUACGAUGUCUACUUGUCGCAUUGGCUGAGCUAUUUUAGCAAGGCUCAAUGGCUCUUUGUUGAUCAUUCUCAGAUCAUUAAUCAACCCUGUCGCACUUUAAAGAGAUUAGAAGUGUUUCUCGGCUUAAGGUCAUUUUAUAGGAAAGAUCACUUUGUAUUUAACAAGCAGCAGUCGCUUUGUCUUAUUGAUAAAUUAAAUGAAAAGCUUAAGCUAAGUAGUCCCUUCUGUCUGCAAUAUAACAUCACAGUAAACGAGGCAUCUAUUAUGAGCCCAGACACUGAAGACAUCUUAAAGGAAUACUUUAUCCCACACAUGGAGAAGACACUGUCCCUGAUUUCAUCACAAGCAUACUUGAGUGAUCUAGUAUCAUUUAUGAACUAAAAGUGGUACAUUAUUUACUUCAAAUAUGCAAUCCAUGUACUAUUAUUAUUAUUAUUAUUAUUAUUAUUAUUAUUAUUAUUCAUUUUUUUAAUACUAAGUGAAUCGAAGUUUGUCUUUAAUUUUGUCGAAUGACUUUAAUUCUUGG